Molecule: messenger RNA, 8658 nt
Organism: Rotaria socialis
Lineage: Eukaryota; Metazoa; Rotifera; Eurotatoria; Philodinida; Philodinidae
Source: the annotation of a GenBank genome assembly
AUGUCGACGGCAGAUACCCGGCUUCCUGUUUUAUUAGAGCAGUUUACCGGUGAUUUGCAGAGUCCCAAUGAAGAUACACGUCGUCGAGCAACUGACGAACUCUAUGAACGUAUUCUUGCUCAAUAUGUCGACCCUCCACCUGAUGUUGUUGCCAAUGUCGCUGAAACAGUUCAAGAAUUUGUUCGAAAGAAAAUGGGCAAUCCAAAUGAUGUCAACGAAAAUCGUGCAGCCCUUCUUGUUAUUCUUUGUUUUAUUUGUGCCGGUCAAAACUUCUAUACUGAAUUAAGUAAUAAAUUAGAACCCACGCUACGCGGUUAUAAACAAAUGUCAGUUGAUGCUAAUCUAUGUGAAUUAGUUGUCAAAUUAACAUGUAUUCUUGUCAAAGGUUGUGGCCGUAUGAGUAUCGAUCAAUUUUCCCACGAUGUUCCCAAAGCUAUUGAACGUAUAUCCCGUGACGAAAAACAUGAAACAAGACGUUAUAGCGGUAUAACAAUUUUAAGAGAAAUUGCUCUUGUUGCUCCAACACGUUACUAUCAUUUAAUAACACCUGUUCAUCAAUAUUUUGAACAACUAUUUGGUACAAUGGUCGAUUCAAAACAAUAUAUUCGUGAAGCAUUUGCUGAAACAAUGCAUGCAACGCUCAUCGUUCUCAUUGAUCGAGAACGUGAAGAACAGAAAAAUAAUGAUUUGAAAACUGCAAAAGACUUAACCGGCGCUAUAACCGCCCAUCCUAUGAAUACCGAAGCCAGUACAUUCUUCGAAGCAUAUAAUAUGGCUUAUACAGAAGCAAUGAAAUGUUUAACAGUUGAUACAGCGAAAAAUAAAAAUCCACAAAGAGAAGAGCGAAUUCAUGGAGGACUUUUAUUACUCAAUGAAUUAUUACGUGUAUCAGAUGCAAAAUUUGAAAAUACUUGUCAAGAAUUAAUUUAUCCAUAUAGUGCAGCAAAACCAAAACCAAUUUCAUAUAAAGAUGUACAUCGUGCUCGUGUUGCUUUAACAUUCGAACGUGCUGGCCCAUUAUCUCCCAUGGAUAUAAUUGAUAAUCCCGAACAAUCUCAAAUUCAAGUUCAAUCGUCUCUUAUUCGUUCUGUUAUGCUCGAAAAUUUUGUUAAUAUUUGUACUCAAGUAUUUCAGUAUCGUCAACAACCAAAACAAAUGAUAGCUAAUGUUUUAAUCCGUAUAUUACCACGUUUGGCAUCAUUGAAUUAUUCCGUAUUCUCUCAUCAACCAUAUGUUGAUGCAACAAUGAAUUUUAUAUAUGAACGUAUCAGUUCUCGUGAAUUAAAAGAACGUCAAUUAGCCUUUCAUGCAUUAGGUUUAAUGAUAUUAGCUGAUAAAUUAAGCCGAGCCAACGAAACAGAUCUACCGACAACAUCAAAACCAUUAACAAAAGAUAUGUCAAAAAUUUUAGAUUAUCUAAAACAAACAUUUACUCCAAUAUCAUCAACAGUAACAUCACUGGCAUCAGCACAUUCGCAUCGUCGUAAUAAUUCUACCCAAUCUGUAGCUGUAUCAUUACAGCAACAAACAUCGUCAAUAAAUAAUUUAUUACCAUGUCGAUAUACUGCGCCCGAUUCAAGUGUAUUUGCAUGUAUAACAAUGAUCGGUGAAGCUGGACCCGAUGCCUCCAAAUGCUUAGACACGUUAUUAGAUUAUUUAUUGCAUUGCGGUUUAAAUCAUUCAUUAUUAUUUUGUUUAAAUAAACUAUGUUUAAAUCCGUUAAUGCAUACAGAAACGAAACGUAAAAUUCAUCAAGGUUUAUUGGAAAAUCUACGUUCAGUUUUAUGUAAUUCAUUAGCGUAUAAUACGAAUUUAUCUAACGAACAAAAUGAUAUUAUUAUUAUUGCAUUACAAACAUUAAGAAUAUUUGAUUUUGAAGCACAAGCUAUUGAACCAUAUUUCAUUGAUAUAUUAAAUACACGUUUUAUUGAACACGAAAUUGUACGAAUAAGAAUUGAAUCUAUUAUAACAAUAACAUUUUUACUGAGAAAAUUAUUAUCACCAACAUCACAAACAAUUUUAUCAUCUAACGCAGUCUCAUCAUUGACAGCAGCAAAUAAAUUAAGAAUUAAAAUUGGUCAUAUAACGCAUAGAAUAUUAACUAUUGGUGUAACUGAUUUAGAUCCUGAUGUACGCUAUAACGUUUUCUUAACAUUACAAGAGGAUUUCAAACAAUUUUUAGCAAAAUCUGAAGCAUUAGAAUUAUUAUUUUUUUCUGUUCAUGAUGAAUGCCAUGAAAUAAGAGAACUGGCACUAAGUCUUAUUGGACGUUUAUCAAAUAUUAAUCCAGCUUAUGUUUUACCACCGUUAAGACAUUUAUUAUUACAACUAUUAACUGAAUUAGAAAUCGGUUGUGCUCUAAGCGGAAAAGAACAAGCAUCAAGAUUAUUAGGGCAAUUGAUUGCAAAUACACCAAGAAUUGUUCGACCAUAUAUGCAAUCUAUUACUCAAGCUCUAUUACCAUUAAUAAAACAACACGAACAGCAUUCCAAUGUUUUGAUUGCCUUAGUCCGAACAGUUGGUGAACAAGCUCAAGUUUGUGGUAUCGAUCUUGAUCAACGUGUACAUGAUCUGUUUCCUAUUCUAAUAAAUAUGAUGCAAGAUACUUCGAACUAUCGCAAGCGUGAAGUUGCCCUAUGGACUAUUGGACAAAUUGUUGAAAGUUGCUGUUAUGUAAUUGAGCCAUUACAAAAAUAUCCUAUUUUACUCGAUGUACUGUUGCAAUUUUUGAAAUCACCUGAAGAAACUCCAUUUCGUCGUGAAACAAUACGUGUUCUUGGAUUUCUUGGUGCACUCGAUCCCUAUCAUGUUCGCUCUUCAAAUGACCCACUUCGUUCAUUAUCAUUCGAUGUCAAUGAUAUAACAUCAACACAUCGUGUUCGUGCUCAACCAGAUCCAAUUGAAAUAUCGUCAAAUGAACUUUUAGUGGCAUCCGGUGCUCAAUCAUUAACUGAUUUUUAUACUUCAAUGGCAAUCUAUGUUUGUCUUCGCGUAUUAAAAGAUCCAAAUAGCCCACAAUUACAUUUAAAAGCUGUUCAAGCCAUAUCCAUCAUACUUCAAUGGCUUGGAAGUUCAUGCACACAAUAUGUUUCACUUGUUUUACCACGACUAUUAUCUGUUGUACGCAGUACAGAUGAUAGAAAUUUAGUACCUUAUUUUCGUCAAAUAAAUAUUAUAAUAAUAUCAAUAAAAGGCUCAAUAAUUCAAUAUGUCAAUGAUGUUGUUCAAUUAAUUCGUGAUUAUUGGGAUACACAUACAGAUUUACAAAUCUUACUUAUUCAAACAAUUGAAUCAUUAGCUGCUGCAUUAGACACUGAAUUUCGUCAUUAUAUUCAUUUGUUAUUACCAUUUGUUAUGAAAACAUUUCGCAUAGAUUCAAGUGUAUCAGGCUUAAAUAAUUUAACAGCAAAUCAAAGUCAAGAUCGACAAUUAAUUUUAUCACAAAUGUUUUCAACAUUAAAUAAAUUUGGUAAAACAUUAAAACCACAUUUUAAUGUUGUUCUACCAUCAAUAUUAGAUAUUGCAUCAACAAAUACCUAUCCAAUAAAAUUACAAAAAGAAGCAUUAGACACUAUUGAACAACUAGCUGAUAAAGUUUUUCUAAGUGAUUAUGUUUCGGCUAUAUUACAAAUUUUACUACGAAUUAUACGUAAAACAACACCAUUACAAAUAAAAUGUUUAGAUAUUAUUUUGAUCAUAGCACAACAAAUGGGUAAACAUUUUCUUGUAUUUAGUUCACUCGUAUCAAAAACUAUGGAAGACAUGAAAUUGCAACAUUCAAAAUAUGAAUUAUAUAUAUCGAAAUUAAAAGAUUCAUCAUUUGUUGAUGUACAAACAGAAACGAUUGCUAAUUCAAAUCAAUUAUCAACUCAAUCAUCAAGUGAUACAUCACGAAGACACGACGAGAAAGUUUUAUAUACAAUACGCACUGAUCAAUUACGAUUACAUUGGACACAAGCUAUGCAAAGAAAAGCUAAAGAUUUACCUAUGUGGCUAAAUAAAUUUCAACAACUUGUACUCGAACAAUCGCCUGUUUAUCCAUUACGUGCUAUGGGUACUUGCUUAGCACAAGUAUCACCAUCGAUUCCACGUGAUUUAUUCAAUGCAUCAUUUAUAUCCUGUUGGAGUGAAUUGAAUUCUCAUGAUCGACAAAGUCUAACAAAUGCAUUAACAUAUGUUCUAUCGGAAUCCGAUAAACCUGAUGUUAUACAAACAAUAUUAAAUCUUGCUGAAUUUCGUAAUCAAUGCGAUCUAAAAUUAAAGUUAGAACGUCAACAAAAAACAAAUAAACGUAGUGAAGAUACAAAUUUAAACGAUACAAAUGAUGAUAUUCCUAGUGAUAGAGAUAAAACAAAAAAGAAAGAUCAGAAUCAAGAUAAUGGCGAUGAUCUUGAACGUUCGUUAAUUAAUAUAAAUUUAUUAAGUGAAAAAGCAUUUAGUGUUCGAGCUUAUGCUAAAGCUUUAAGAUAUAAAGAAGAAGAAUUUCAACGGCAACAUGAUGCAGCAUCGACUACUCAACAAUCAGUGACAUCCGAUAUUGUUGAAUCGUUAAUUAGUAUUAAUCAUGAAUUGCAACAAUCCGAAGCUGCUUAUGGUGCACUGCAAUAUGCUAAACAUCAUAAUAUAAAAAUAAAAGGUCUUUGGUAUGAAAAAUUAAAUCAAUGGGAACGAGCAUUAAGAAAUUAUGAUUUUCUUAAAACGAAUGAUUCAUCGAAUAUGGAUAUACAUCUUGGACGUAUGAGAUGUAUGCAAGCACUUGGUUCAUGGUCUGAAUUAAGAGAAUUGGCCACUCAAAUAUGGGAUAUUACAGAAACACUUCGUGAUGAACAGCCAGUGUCAUUGUUACCAUUUUCAACAAGUUUAAUUGAUAGAACGUCUUCAUCAACAGUAUUCAAUUCUCAUCAAGGAAUGGUCAAUGGACGUGAAUUAAAAAAGUAUCUUCAACAAAAAAUUGCACCUAUGGCAACACGUGCAGCAUGGAGUCUUGGAGAUAUGCCAGAUUUGGAAAAAUAUUAUAUUCAUAUACCCGAUACAAAAUUUGAAGGAGCUUAUUAUCGGGCUGUUGAUGCUAUUAGAAAUGAUAAUUUUAGACAAGCACAAGAUUCAAUUGAUCUAGCAAGAGAAUUGUUAGAUGUUGAAUUAACAACAUUAGCUAAUGAAAGCUAUAAUCGAGCAUAUUCAGCUAUGAUCAAUGCUCAACUUUUGUCUGAAUUAGAAGAAGUAUGGUACUAUAAAAUUUUACCUGAACGACGUCAAUCAAUAUGUGAAAUUUGGCAAAAACGAAUGCAAGGCAAUCAACCAAUCAUUGAUGAUUAUCAUCGUUUAUUGUUGACACAUUCACUUUGUUUACCCAUGGCGCAAGAUCUUCUAUCGUGGAUAAAAUUAGCUAAUCUAUGUCGUCAAUCAAAUCGUUUAACGAUGGCUGAUUUUAUAUUUAAAGAAUUAACACAUACUGUUUUAAAUGAUCAAACAACACUGAAUCGUGAUGUAUCGAUCAUUAGUCCAAAUGCAUUUCAAACUCAAUCAUCACAUCAUUUUGGUAUUCAAGCAACAACAACAUCUGCAUUUUCAUUGCAAUCUCAACAAACAUUUUAUCAUCCAACAUUAAUCGAUCAACAAUUAGUUAAAUAUGAAAAGGCUAAAUAUGAUUGGCAUUGUUUAGUUUCAACACGUGAACGUCUUAUACUUGAAAGACAAAAUCGAAAACCGGUUUCAACUAAUGAAAAUAGUCCACAAUAUGAUGGUGUUCAUAGUACGCCUACACUAACGCCAUCGUUAUCGUCAUCUAGUUUAUCAUCAUCAACAUCAAACUCGGAAAGUAUAAAUGUUAAACUAGAACAAAAUCGUGUGGAACAAUUACGAUUAAUCGAUGACAUGAAAGAAAUGGUUCUGAAAACGUGUGUACCAGCAUUGGAUCAUGUAAGAAAACAAGCGGCAACAACAACUGGAAAUGCACAACAACAAGCAAUGAUAGCAACUAGUGGCGGCGCAACACCAGCUACUGCGGGAGCUACACUAGCUGGAGCCAAUCAAAAUGUUAAUACAAUGCAACAAUUAUCUGCACUUUCUGUAACAACUACAAAUGCUACACCACCAAUUAAUUCUGCAGCAUUUUCUCUAAUGACGUCAACUAGUUUAUCAACAUCAUCACAAGUAGUUAAUCAGCGUGAACAACGUCUUCGUCAAUUAAUAUCCAAAUGCUAUUUAAGAAUCGGUUCAUGGCAACAUGAAAUGUUCGGCAUGGCAGAUGAUAUUAUAUUAUCUGAAAUAAUGAAAAAUUAUGAACAUGCUUGGACCUAUGAUGAUUCAAAUUAUAAAGCAUGGAAUGCCUAUGCAGUGCUUAAUUAUGAUGCUGUUAGUUAUUUUAAGCAACGUAUCCAGGAAUUAUCGCGUAGUAGUCAACCACAACAAACUCCACCGUCUCCAUCAACACUUACUGUUGAUGCUGCAAUAUCGCCCACUCGACAGCCACAAUCACCGCCAUCUCAACAACAACAAAUUCCACCACCACCACUACCACUGUUGCCACCAUUGCCACCACAACAACAGCAACAAAGUCUGGAUGCAUCGAAUGAGGCUUAUCGAUUGUUAACACAAAAAAUGAUUCAUUGUACAAUACCAGCUGUAAAAGGUUUAUUUAAAUCGAUUGUACUUUCAAAAGCUAAACAUUGUUUACAAAAUACUCUUCGUUUACUAACACUAUGGUUUGAAUAUGGACAAUAUCGUGAAGUUUAUGAUGCCAUUACUGAAGGUAACAAAACAGUACCAGUUGAAGUUUGGUUGCAUGUAUUACCACAAUUGAUUGCACGUAUUGAUUCUCCGAGACCAUUAGUUCAUCAAUUAAUACGUCAUUUACUUAUUGAUGUUGGUCGACAACAUCCUCAAGCAUUAAUCUAUCCAUUAGUUGUUGCAUCAAAAUCAGUUGUACGUGAACGAGAAGUUGCAGCCAAUCGAGUAUUAAAUAAUAUGCGAGAACAUAGUCACACACUUGUACAACAAGCUUUAGUUGUUAGUGAAGAAUUAAUUCGAAUAUCUAUAUUAUGGCAUGAAAAGUGGCAUGAAGGUUUAGAAGAAGCAUCGAGACAAUAUUUUGGUGAUAGAAGUAUAGCAGGCAUGAUUGAAACAUUGGAACCAUUGCAUGCAGCAAUCGAGCGUGGAAGUACGACACUAAAUGAACGUACAUUUCUCGAUUCAUAUAGUACCGAUUUAACUCAAGCUCAUGAAUGUAUUCGUCGUUAUCAGCGAACAAAAGAUCAACGGGAAUUACAUCAAGCAUGGGAUUUGUAUCAUCAAGUUUUCAAACGUAUUCAUGCUCAAUUGCCCAAUAUAACAUCUCUUGAAUUGGAUUAUGUUUCGCCGCGUUUAGCCACACAUUGCCGUGAUUUAGAAUUAGCUGUACCAGGUACUUACGAACCACAUAAACCACCAAUAACAAUAAGAAAUGUUCAAUCACAUAUAACAGUUAUAACAUCAAAACAACGACCAAGAAAAAUUAGUAUAACAGGCUCUGACGGAUACGAAUACGUCUUUUUACUUAAAGGACACGAAGACCUACGGCAAGAUGAACGUGUUAUGCAAUUAUUUGGUUUAGUUAAUGAAUUUCUAUCGGCUAAUGAUGAAACACGGCGUCGAAAUUUUAUUAUUCAACGUUAUCCCGUCAUACCAUUGGCACCAAAUAAUGGUUUACUUGGUUGGGUUGCACAAUGUGAUACAUUUCAUGCAUUGAUAAAAGAACAUCGUGAAAAAGCGUGUAUAAUGCUCAAUGCUGAACAUCGUCAUAUGCAAGCAAAAGCUCCACAUUAUGAUCAAUUACCAUUGAUCAAUAAAGUUGAAGUAUUUGAAUAUGCACUAAACUUAUUAGACGGCGAUGAUUUAGCAAAAAUUCUAUGGCAUAAAAGUUCAAGUGCAGAGAUAUGGUUAGAUAGAAGAUCAAAUUAUACAAGAUCAUUAGCAGUGAUGUCUAUGGUUGGUUAUAUAUUAGGUUUAGGUGAUCGUCAUCCAUCGAAUUUAAUGUUGGAUCGUGCAAGUGGAAAAGUUGUUCAUAUAGAUUUCGGUGAUUGUUUUGAAGUCGCAAUGACAAGAGAAAAAUUUCCCGAAAAAAUUCCAUUCCGUUUAACACGUAUGCUACGAAAAGCAAUGGAAGUUACUGGUAUUGAUGGAACGUUUCGUAUGACAUGUGAACAUGUUAUGGAUGUAUUAAGAAAAAAUCGUGAUAGUCUUAUGGCUGUAUUAGAAGCAUUUGUUCAUGAUCCAUUACUUAAUUGGCGUCUAUUGGAAAAUAAUACAAAUGAACAAAAUACUGUAAUAUCAACAAUAAGCAAUCGUUCACCACAAACAAGUCAACAACAACAACAGCAACCACAUUAUCAACCACAUUUAUCAACUGUUAAUGAAGAAGAUAAUGAACAUGAGAGUACAAUUGGCGGUACAACACAACAACAACAACAACAGCAAAAUGUUCAAUAUCUUGCUACACAGCCUGGCCGAACCAUACGGGCUGUAGAAAUCAUGAAUCGGGUGCGAGAAAAAUUAACUGGAAGCGAUUUUCAUCGAGAUCAACCUGUUGAUAUACCAACACAAGUCGAAUUACUUAUUAAACAGGCAACAAGCCAUGAAAAUCUUUGCCAAUCGUAUAUUGGUUGGUGUCCAUUUUGGUAA